AGAUGGCGGCGGCAGGGCCGCGCCGCGCCGCUGGGGCGCUGCACGCCUGCGCAUAGGCGGCGAGGAGUCGUGGCGGCCGCAGCAGGGCGAGUUUUUCUUAGUAGCCACAAUGUCUAACAAGGAGGUGAAGGCUGCAUUGAAGAGUGCUAGAGAAGCAAUAAGAAAUAAAGAUUACAAGGAGGCCUUAAAAUACUGCAAGGCAGUAUUGAAGCAAGAAAAGGCUAACUACAAUGCUUGGGUGUUUAUUGGCUUGUCGGCUGCUGAGUUAGAGCAGCCUGAUCAGGCCAAAGGAGCAUACAAGAAGGCUAUUGAAUAUGAACCAAACCAAUUACUGGCAUGGCAGGGAUUAGCAAGUCUUUAUGAGAAAUCCAACCAAACAGACUGCAGAGGAGACUUGGCAGAGGUCUACCAAAAGCUUUUGGAACUCUACAAGAGUAGAGACAAGCAGAAAUGGUGUGAUGUAUGUAACAAGCUUGCAGAACUCUAUCAUCAAGAGAAGAAAUACUUAGAGGUGGCUGAAUUAUGGCAGAAGCUCAUAGAGAUGAAACAGGAGGAAGGUGCCAAAAAGGCAGAGCUUCAUCAGCUUUGGAAGAAGAAGAUCCAGUUCCUGAAGGGCAGUAUGCAGGACCAGGAUAAUAAGACUGGGCAGUUGCUUUUGUCUGCGUUUGAGCACUCACUGAACUCUGCUGACACUGUUCCUGGUGAGGACCACCAACGUCUCUACAAGGACUUUAUUCAGUGUUUGACUAAGUUUCCUCAUGAAUCAACUAGGUUGGAAAAGGCCUGUAAGGAUAUGAUGGCUUUGUAUCCUGCUGUCACUUAUCCUUUAGAAGUACUUUGCUUGCACUUUCUUCAGUCCGGUACUUUGUCAGAAGAGACCCUGGGCUAUUUCUCUAGGCUUUUGGAGGUGGAUGCAAGCAAUGGUCUAGGCAUCAUCAGCUGUGGUAUCAAAUGCCUGCAAGAAGAGAAAUACAGGGAGGCCAUAAAGAAUCUUACUGAAGGUCUGCAGAAGACCAGCCAGUGUCCAGCAGCAUGGUAUUAUUUGGCAGAGGCAUACAUGAGAAUUCACAGACACGGGGAUGCUCUCCAGUCCUGCAAUAAAGCUCUUCAGACUCUUGGAACUGCUGAAGGUCCUACUCUUCGGUGGAAGAACCUUAUCCUGCAGUUGAAAGCAGAGGCUUUGAUUAAAACAGCUGAUGCUGAUGCUGCAGAAGAAGCCAUUAAAGCACUUGAGCAGAUUGAGGAUGCAAGCAGCAAUCCAGUGGUUUUAGCUGUCAGGGGUCAGGCUUACCUAAAGAAAGGUUUAAUGGAUGAAGCUUCAAAGAUUUCACAGGAGCUUCUGUUGUCCCACCCUGAUCUGGCUGAGUCCCAUGCUCUAGAGGGUUUCAUCCAUUACUCCCAAAAGAACUAUGAACAGGCAGAAAAAAGUUUUCUGAAUGCUAUUGAAAGAAAUGCUGAAAGUGCAGUGUACCACGAGCAGCUGGGGCUCACAUACUGGUUCAUGAGCGAUGAGACAAGAAGAGACAAAGGAAAAGCCCUCACUCAGUUCUUGAAGGCUGCAAAAUUGGACAGCAACUUGGGCAGUGCCUUUCGUUACAUGGGCAACUACUACAGAGAUGUGGCUGAGGACAAAAAUAGAGCUCGUGGUUGCUAUAAGAAGGCUUUUGAGCUGGAUGGAGCUGAUGAAGAGUCUGGAACAGCAGCUGUAGACCUAAGCAUGGAACUUGAUGACAUGGACACUGCUCUGUCAGUCCUGAAUGAGGUGACUGCAAAAGUAGGCACUGGUGCAGCCAAAUGGGCCUGGCUUCGUCGUGGGCUUUACUACCUGAGAAUUGAUCAGCCAUUCAAAGCAGUAUCUGAUUUGCAGACAGCACUCAGGGCUGAUCCAAAGGAUGCCAACUGCUGGGAGUGCCUAGGGGAGGCUUACUUGAGCAGAGGUAGCUACAUGACAGCUUUGAAAUCCUUCAGGAAAGCCACUGAACUGAACCCAGAGCUCACAUACAGCUUUUAUCAAGCUGCUGCAAUUGAACAGGUGCUAGGCAAAUAUGAGAGUGCUAUAGCUGCCUAUCAACAGAUCCUGAAGAAGACAGAAGACUAUGUGCCUGCACUGAAAGGACUUGGUGAGUGCCAUCUCACCUUGGCAAAAUCAGCCCUGGAGAACUAUUUUGAUAGGAAAGCCAUGGGCUACAUAGAGCAAGCUCUUGAAUUUUUCACCAGGGCAGCAAAGCACCGUCCUGAUGUCUCUUGCAUCUGGAAACUGCUUGGAGAUACCUGCACUAGUGUACAUGUCAUCUCACCAACCACAGCCAGUGUCCAAGUCCCAGCAUCCCUUCUGGGUCAAAAUGAGGGCAAAGAGGUGCUGAAGAAAAGUGAGCUGCUCAGUCUGGGAGGAAGGUGUUACAGCAAAGCCUUGAAACUGAUGCAUUUGCCCAGCAUUUGGUGUGACCUGGGGAUAAAUUACUAUCGACAGGCAGAGCACCUCACAGCAGUGGGCACUGCCACAAGUGAGACCAGUGAACUGCUGGAGAAGUCCUUACAGUGCCUCAAAAAAGCUGUGAGGCUUGACAGCAAAAACCAUCUGCAUUGGAAUGCGCUCGGUGUAGUUGCUUCCUGUAGUGCUAUUGGGAAUUAUGCUCUGGCCCAACAUUGCUUCAUCAAAUCUAUCCAAGCUGAGAAAAUUAAUGUUGUUGCCUGGACUAACUUAGGGGUUCUCUAUCUGACAACUGGACAUAUUGAGCAAGCUCACGAAGCCUUCAAGACAGCCCAGGCUCUGGAGCCUUCCUACUUACUGUGUUGGCUUGGGCAGGCUCUCAUUGCAGAGAAAGUGGGCAGCUUUGACACUAUGGAUCUCUUCAGGCACACCACUGAACUCUGCAUGCAUGAUGAGGGAGCAAAAGGCUAUGGCCACUGGGUGUGCUCGACACUGCAGGACAAAAGCAACAGAAACACUGAGGUAUAUCAGUACAACAUUGUCGAGAUGAAUGCUAUCCCAACAGCACAGGUGGUCCUGACCAAAUACACGGAGAGAAACCCAGAUGAUGCCUCUGCUUUCACAAUGCUUGGGUAUUUGGAUGAUUAUUUGCAUCUGAAGAAGCAAGCAGCAGAAGCCUAUGGGAGGGCAGCUUCACUGCUGAAAAACUCUGAGGACACUGAGGAAUACAAGAUAGCAAUGCAAAACUAUGGCAGGUCCCUGUGUGCCCUUGGCCAGUGUGACAAGGCCAUUGAGGUUUACACAUCCAUACCCCUCACUGAGUUUGAUGGCCUUGUGGGAUUAGCCUUGGCCUACUUCAAGAAGGGUCUGCUAGAAGAAAGCAUCAAAGUCUAUGAACAGGCCCUGUCUGUUGCUGAGUCUGAGAAGGAUAAAGCCCAUGUCCUGACUGCCAUGGCCAUAGCAGAAUACAAGCAGAACAAAGUGGAUGCUGCACAGACCCUGCUAUUCAAAUGCUCAUUGAAAGAACCCUGUUUGGAAAGUCUGAAGGCUCUGUGCACACUGGGUCUGAUGAAGAAGGAUGUCACACUGGCAUCAGCAGCCCUGAAAGAGCUCAGGAAGCAUGAGAAAUGGGAUGGGAGCCUGUAUGAGAGGUGCCUCAUAACAUCUGCUCUCUGUGCUAUGCAGGGCAGGAACACAGAAGUACAGAGAGAAAUUUGCAAAGCAAUACACUGCAAACCUGAUGAUCCUGCUCUCUGGUCUCUGCUGUCUCAGCUGGUUCCUUUCUAUGCACCACGAAAGGCCAAGGCAGGAGCUGUGGCGGGAAACAUUGCCCAAGUACUUGAUGUAAACCGUGGAAAGGAAGCCCUGGUGGACAUUGCAGUGAACCAGCUGGCUGCAGGGUGUCACAUGUCAGAAGAUAAGCAGAACAACCCUCUGAAGAACAUUCAGAAGGCCAUCCACCUCUCUCCAGGUAACCCUGCGGCCUGGGCAGUGCUGAUGGCAGCCUGCCACGCUGAGAACACCACUGCCCGCCUGAGCUGUGCUCGGCCACCGCGCACUGGUCUGGAGAUGACUCUGCUAGCUGCAGUCUCAGCCCAAACUGCAGAAGGAGACCUUCCACAGAGUUACAUCCAGACUCUUGAAGACUGGUGUCUGUGCCAAGCUGUUACCAGUCUGGAGGAGACUGGUGAACUUUCAGCAGCUGAAGCUCUGUGUAACAAGGGUUUAAAAAGCCGCCCUGAGCACCCAGCUCUGCUUUUGCUGUUGAGACAAGUUCAGUGCAAGCAGCUGCUGCAGACUCACAGGGAACUUCCAGACAGCAUCCUGCAGGAGCUCCACAAGACAGUCAUGACCACUUCAACUUCGGUUGCAGCCUGGCAAUGGCUGGCAGAAACGUACCAGUCCCAAAGGAUGAUGAUUGGAGCAGAGAUGUGCUACAGGAAGAGUCUGCAGCUGGCAUCACAGCAGGGCAGCUGGCAUGGGAAGUUGUCCAGCCUGCUCAGGCUGGCUAUGCUGGCCCUGGAAGUCUGCAUGGCUAACGUCUCAGGUGACCACUGGCCAGCCUUGGCACAGGAGGCAACAGCUGAGGCUCUGAAGCUCUCUCCUUGCCCCCUGGCAUCUCUCCUGCAGGCACUACUGCAGUAUCAGCGCAACAUGGCAGCAAGGGAGACUCGCCGGAUGUUGGACAGAGUGGUACACCAGCCAGGGAAUCCAGAGAGCAUCGUGUCAGUGGCACGCUGGUACCUGCUGCACCAUCUGCAUGCCAAAGAAGAUCCUGAAUUCAUAGAUGUGCUCAUAGACAAUGCCAAAGCCAAUGGAGACGUGCGACUGCUGGAGCUGCACGAGAAGCUGUCAGCAAGCACCUAGCCGUGGAGCAUCUGCAGUGAGAAACCUUCCCGUGGGGGCAGCUUGAGCAGUCCCUGCUCAGCAGCCUGGGAGAUUUGGGGAUUCUUUCUUUAUUAUUGUCUGCUUUUGUCAGUUGCAACUUCUGUCCUCAGUUUUAAUUUCUUAGGGAAGCAAAGUGUAUUCUCCUGCUGUCAGUGUGGGCUACACCAGGAAAAUAAACUUUAUUUUAAAGGAA
Molecule: messenger RNA, 5012 nt
Organism: Pogoniulus pusillus (Red-fronted tinkerbird)
Lineage: Eukaryota; Metazoa; Chordata; Aves; Piciformes; Lybiidae
Gene: SKIC3
Product: SKI3 subunit of superkiller complex
Exons: 41
Coding region: 110-4798 (1562 amino acids)
Cellular component (GO): Ski complex
Molecular function (GO): protein binding
Source: RefSeq, a predicted model, not a curated record